Messenger RNA from Eutrema salsugineum, 735 nucleotides. RefSeq lists its product as uncharacterized. The coding region runs from base 1 to 735 and encodes 244 amino acids. The record is from RefSeq and is a predicted model, not a curated record. The transcript has a single exon. NCBI's taxonomy places the organism in Eukaryota, Viridiplantae, Streptophyta, Magnoliopsida, Brassicales, Brassicaceae.
AUGCUCAAGCCAAGAUCCUCCCGAUAUCGGCAAGCAGAUCAAACGACAACAAGUUCAAAAAGCCUUACUACCUCCUCCGCAAGCAAGAAAUACAAAACACAAACCAGACUAAAAGCAAUCUCAAAGUCGCCACACAGAACAGAGCACCUAUACCAAAACGAGAAGACAAGCAAAACUUCCCUGGGGAAGAGGAGACGCUGCACCCGAAGACAAAGCAGGAGACAACUGGAGCAAACACCAUACCGGCGGAGCUCUGAAAACCACCACCUAUGCACCAGAAGAUCAACCGUUCACAACCUGCCACACCGAGCCGACGAACAAGGAUUAAAGGUCGAAAUAACAGCGAGGAAAGAACCCGCCACCACCGCCGCUGCUAGCACGAAACAAAGACAGAGGGAAAAUCGAAAUCCUAAUCCCGUUGGAGAAGCUGUCCUCGGCAACUCGCAGGGGAAGAAGAAUCAAUUAUCUCAGAGGAAGAGAAACCGCAGCUACAGAGCAGGAGCCAAAUCAAAGGCAAAGGAAGCACCGGAGAAACCCAAAGAGGGCAAAGAUGAGCCGCGGAAGCUUCAACCCACAGCCAGUCGCCGUCCUCACGCGAUGACCGGAGUAAGAAGACACCAAAUGCUCGCCGCAGAAUACCAGCCAAAGAACCACCGCUGCCAAAGAAGCUCGACGAGACUCUCGCCACAGAGAACAACCAAAAACCACCACCGGCCAACAGAAUUGCCGGGAUGA